CCCAGGCGAAGAGGGUGGGGCCUGCGGGCGCCGGGGGGGAUCUCCUAGGGAGCGCAGAGGCGGGCUGCUAGAGGCGUCAGGGACACCAGUCAGUUCGAGCUGAGAUCCGGAGCUGCUCUGCCGGGGAGGCGGCUGACAGUCUCCGCCUUCUCUCCCGGUUCGCUGGAGCUGCGGCUGGGGCUGGCGCUGACCGAACGCCUCGCGGUUGGUCUCCGAUGCCCUUCGGCGAGGAGGGGGCGUCUGGACCCUGGUGAGCGCACCCGGAGCCCCCCCAACUCGGUGUCUUCACCCGCCCCUCGGGCCCGCACACCCGUGUGUCUGCCAUGGCUGAGAACGCAGAUGGUGACCUGAACUCCAACCUGCUCCACGCCCCCUACCUCACCGGGGACCCCCAGCUGGACACGGCCAUCGGGCAGUGGCUGCGGUGGGACAAGAAUCCCAAAACGAAAGAGCAGAUUGAAAAUCUCUUGCGGAAUGGGAUGAACAAGGAACUGCGUGACCGUCUUUGUUGCCGGAUGACUUUUGGGACAGCAGGACUUCGAUCUGCCAUGGGGGCAGGGUUUUGCUAUAUUAAUGACCUUACAGUAAUACAGUCAACACAGGGGAUGUACAAAUACCUGGAGAGUUGUUUUUCAGACUUCAAGCAGCGAGGCUUUGUUGUUGGGUACGACACUCGGGGUCAAGUAACCAGCAGCUGCAGCAGCCAGAGGCUUGCUAAACUCACUGCUGCAGUGUUGCUUGCUAAAGAUGUUCCUGUUUACCUUUUCUCGAGAUACGUUCCUACACCUUUCGUACCAUAUGCAGUGCAGGAGCUCAAAGCAGUUGCAGGUGUGAUGAUUACUGCAUCUCACAACCGCAAAGAGGACAAUGGAUACAAGGUGUAUUGGGAAACUGGUGCUCAAAUUACAUCUCCUCAUGAUAAAGAAAUUCUGAAAUGUAUAGAAGAGUGUGUGGAACCAUGGAAUGGUUCCUGGAAUGAUAAUUUAGUGGACACCAGCCCUCUGAAAAAAGAUCCUCUCCAGGACAUCUGCAAGAGAUACAUGGAAGACCUGAAAAAGAUCUGUUUUCACAGGGACUUAAAUUCGAAGACCACCUUGAAGUUUGUGCAUACCUCCUUUCACGGAGUUGGUCAUGACUAUGUGCAGUUGGCUUUUCAAGUAUUUGGUUUUAAGCCUCCAAUUCCGGUCCCAGAACAGAAAGAUCCAGAUCCAGAGUUCUCUACUGUUAAAUGCCCAAACCCUGAAGAAGGAGAAUCUGUGCUGGAACUCUCCCUAAGACUGGCAGAGAAAGAAAAUGCCCGGAUAGUGCUAGCCACAGAUCCUGAUGCAGACCGGCUGGCAGUAGCAGAACUUCAGGAGAAUGGUCACUGGAAAGUUUUCACAGGGAAUGAGUUGGCAGCUUUGUUUGGGUGGUGGAUGUUUGAUUGCUGGAAGAAGAGCAAAUCGGACGCUGAUGUGAAGAAUGUUUACAUGCUGGCCACCACCGUCUCUUCUAAAAUUCUAAAGGCGAUUGCACUGAAAGAAGGAUUCCACUUUGAGGAAACAUUACCAGGCUUUAAGUGGAUUGGAAGUAGGAUAAAAGACCUCCUAGGACAUGGGAAAGAAGUCCUUUUUGCAUUUGAAGAGUCUAUUGGCUUUCUGUGUGGAACCUCCGUAUUGGAUAAAGAUGGAGUGAGUGCAGCUGUGGUUGUUGCCGAGAUGGCCUCUUUCCUGGAAACCAGGAAGGUGACCCUGACAGAGCAGCUGGCCAAAGUUUAUGAAAAAUACGGUUAUCACAUGUCCAAAACUUCAUAUUUCUUGUGUUAUGACCCACCUACCAUCAAAACUAUAUUUGAAAGGAUUCGCAAUUUUGAGUGUCCAGGGGAGUACCCAAAGUUCUGUGGGGCCUUUGCUAUCUUACAUGUACGAGACAUAACGACUGGAUAUGACAGCAGCCAGCCCAGUAAGAAGUCAGUACUGCCCGUGAGUAAAAACAGCCAAAUGAUCACGUUUACUUUUCAAAAUGGCUGUGUUGCCACUCUUCGAACAAGUGGGACAGAACCAAAGAUAAAGUAUUAUGCGGAGAUGUGUGCAUCACCUGGCCAGAGUGACACUGCCUUACUGGAAGAAGAAUUAAAGAAGCUCAUUGACGCUCUGAUAGAGAAUUUUCUUGAGCCCAGUAAGAACGGCCUGAUCUGGCGUUCUGUAUAGGGCACUGCAGAACAUUACCACUUUGCACUGACAUGGAACGAAGAACUCUAGACAGUGAACCUUGUGUUGGAAUUCUCUCAUCUGCCAAGUUAUCUUUCCCCUUCUCUUUCCUUUGUUCAGCUAAAUAGAUUAUAUAUAUAUACAUUUGAAAUGAAAAUGUUUUCAUAAUCUUAAAUGACAGUCAUUACGUUGAAAGUGUUCAGUGCCCUCCAUUCCUCCUGUGUCACAAACAGUACAAAAGUGAGUUUGCUUAUUAAACUGUGGUUAAGCUUAAUUACAUGAUAUAAUUGUGUAUAGCAUGGUUUAAAAGAAACAUUAUAUAAUAUAGGGUUAGUUAAGGAAAUUAUUUCUUAAAGGUGUGUAUGAUGCCUGGGGUGUUCCACACCCAUUGUGGAAAAGUAUCAUUGUCAUGAUGGUAGGUAUUGAUUUUCAAGUUAGAAACCCAGGUUGGUGGCACAUUCCUGUAAUUACAGCCCUCAGGAGGCUGAGGCAGGAGGAUCAUUAGUUAGUUUAUGGCCAGCCUGGGUUGCACAGAAAAAUUCUGUCUCAAAAAAAAAAAAAAGUUUAUAGGUUUUUUGGGGUUUUUUUUGUUUUUUUUUUGUUUUGUUUUGUUUUGUUUUUUUUUUUUUUUUUGGUUUUGUGACCUAGGACAGAUGUCACAGUCUGUGGUUUUUACCUCUGUCUCAGGUGCCCUUGCUAUGGUGUAUAUUUACUGUAUGUAUUUAAGACUGAUGUUUACUGAACAUAAAACAAUAGUGGCAACUCUCCCAGUGGCUUUGUUCUUGUCUAAUUUCUCAGUACAUUCUCAGGGUGCGGUGUGAACGAAACAGUGUUCCGGCAUUGGAUAUAAUUUUAUCAGUCCAUUUUCUGAUGGUUAAGGGAAAUCUUCCCAACUGUAUAGGUGCUUCCUAUAUAGAAAACAGGUUUGUUGGCUCUAAAAACGGUUGUAGAAAAAAAGAUCUUAAUAAAAUCUGGCUUAAUGUAA
Microtus oregoni (creeping vole) is the source of this 3174-nucleotide messenger RNA. Its product is annotated as glucose 1,6-bisphosphate synthase. Gene Ontology annotation, molecular function: intramolecular phosphotransferase activity; glucose-1,6-bisphosphate synthase activity. The record is from RefSeq and is a predicted model, not a curated record. Gene Ontology annotation, biological process: carbohydrate metabolic process. The transcript is spliced from 15 exons. Lineage: Eukaryota; Metazoa; Chordata; Mammalia; Rodentia; Cricetidae. The coding region runs from base 324 to 2189 and encodes 621 amino acids.